Gongylonema pulchrum is the source of this 672-nucleotide messenger RNA. The record is from the annotation of a GenBank genome assembly. Lineage: Eukaryota; Metazoa; Nematoda; Chromadorea; Rhabditida; Gongylonematidae.
AAGCAACUAAUCAAAAAUGUUGGCUGGCCGGACUGGUUUGACUUCUCGGAUACAUCAAGUUUGGAUGCAUAUCACAAGCAUUACAAUCUAAUACAGAAAAUGGACGACUGGUGGGAAAUACGAGAAGCUCUUCAAUAUGCGUACCAACAAACUGAAAAUGUUGGAAUUCUGGAAAAAGAGCCGAACAGGAAAAAUUUCCUCAUGUCACCAGCAAUUUUCAAUGCCUGGUAUCAACCAAAUUUGAAUUCAAUAACAUUCCCAUAUGCUGCAUUUAAUCCGCCAUCAUACGGGUAUGGCUAUCCAAAAGCAUACAAUUAUGCUGGUCAAGGUUCCACGGCCGGUCAUGAGCUAACGCAUGGUUUCGAUGAUGAAGGUAACAUUUACGAAAUAAACAAAAAUAAAAUUCAAAGUGUGCAAUUUAAUGGCAUUGGGAAGCUGAACCCAUGCUAUUGGGACCGGUGUGGCUGGCUGGACAGUAAAUCUGCCAGUGGCUUCGUCGAAAUGGCUCAGUGCGUUGUGUCACAAUAUUCAGAGCAGUGCUGCCCUCUUAAAUCCGGAAAUGUGCGCUGUGCGAGCGGGGAACGUACCCAGGGCGAAAAUAUUGCCGACAUUGGAGGUCCGUCGAACUUCAAUACCUGUUUUUGUUUUGUAUCGACGUCUGCAAGUAUCUGA